Polychytrium aggregatum is the source of this 1778-nucleotide messenger RNA. RefSeq names its product UAA transporter family-domain-containing protein. The record is from RefSeq and is a predicted model, not a curated record. The transcript has 5 exons. Lineage: Eukaryota; Fungi; Chytridiomycota; Chytridiomycetes; Polychytriales. Bases 6 to 1409 code for a protein of 467 amino acids. Gene Ontology annotation, molecular function: UDP-N-acetylglucosamine transmembrane transporter activity. Gene Ontology annotation, cellular component: endoplasmic reticulum membrane; Golgi membrane. Gene Ontology annotation, biological process: transmembrane transport.
CGAUCAUGCUUUCGACUCUCCCUCGCCUGCACAAGCCAAUCCCGCCAUCUGAUUGUCUCGAUCUCCGCCAGCAUAAGGACAAAAUGCCUCGCCGGCCGCAUCGCCAGGGAUGGCAGCACUCCAUCCGCCAGCUCCGGCAGCGCUUCCUGCAGCCGUCCUCGUCGCUGUCCUCGCUCGCAAAGUCGUUCGCAAUGACCGUCGCCGAUGGCUCGGCCGCCAUUCUGCCAACCUCCAAGCUCGACCAGCAUGCAAGCCACGCUUCCAAGGGCAUCAGCGGAGUCGCUCUUUCGGUCCUGGCGGUCCUGCUCUCAGAGUGGCCACUGGCACUGAUAAUGAUCUUUGGGGGUUGCUGCUCGACCGUUGUAUCGCUGGAGGUUCUGAUCAGAGACCACUCCGACAGCGUUGAGCUGAUCACCUUUGCCCAGUUCACAUUCAUUUCGUUCAUGGGACUGCUCAACAACAUCCAGCGAACAAAGCCCGGCUCUGCCCUGCCGUACGAGCUUCAGACUCGCCAUAUCCCCCUGAAGCAAUAUGCAAUCAUGGUUUUGCUGUUCUUCAUGUCAACCCUCACCGGCAACCAAGCGAUGCGCUACCCGAUUCCCAUGCCGCUCAACAUCAUAUUCCGUUCGGGCUCCUUGCUCGCCAACAUGCUCGUUGGAUGGAUGUUUUUUUCACGGAGAUUCUCCUCGAAGCAAGUCUUUGCCAUCUUCGUCGUCACCGUCGGCAUCAUCACCACGACGUUUGCAUCAUCCCACGCGUCUGCGGGUGCCGGUCCCGGCUUUGGCUUCAGCAUAUCCUUCCUCACCGGAAUUGCCCUGAUGGUCUUUUCCAUCAUCCUGUCGUGCCUGCUCGGGCAGGUGCAGCAAGCCACCUUUACGACCUAUGGCAAGCACUGGCGCGAGUCACUGUUCUACACACACGCCCUUGCCCUGCCGGCGUUUGUGUUUGUCCUUCCCAGCAUCCUCAAGAGCAUCGACGACUUCAACCAAAGCCCAUGGGUUGGCCUCCUGGAGUACUCCGAGCUCGAGACAUUGACCCGUUGGAGCUGGAUAUGGCGGCUUCUGGCCAUGGUUCGUCUCCCACGGAUGUGGUUUUUCCUGAUGGCAAGCACCGUCGCUCAGUUCGUAUGCAUAGCCGGAGUGCAGAAGCUUUCUUCGAUGACUUCCUCGGUGGCCGUCACACUGAUACUAAGUGUUCGCAAGCUCGCGUCGCUGAUCAUCUCAAUCUACGUGUUCAGCAAUCCGUUCACCCUCCUGCACUGGCUUGGCGUCGCCAAGGUCAUCAUCGGAACGGGAAUGUAUAUGGAUCUGAUCAAGAUGCCAUACCUGAGAUUCUCGAUGCUCCGGAGUCGGCCGCAGCUCGUCCAUGCGUUCCCGGUCAAGGACUCUACAAAUCGAAAGUCAGCCUGAGCAAUGUGCGGCGCAAUACCGGACAUUACCAGACAAUACCGCCCAGUGCCGAACCGUGACAACCACCCAUAUGGAACCCUGGAAUGACCCCCCUCCUCACAGGGCUCUGCAAACCUGUCUGUUUGCUUUCCAAGACCUAGAUCUGUGUCUUUCUGAAUCUCAACCAAUACGGCGACCGAUCGUCCUCGUUGCCUGAAAACUGUAGCAGUAUCGUGAAUACAGCUCCUCCCAAAUGUAUUGUAUCUCUGGGAUAUGUUCCUUCGAUCCAAGAAGAUGCACAGAUCUGGGAGAGGGUGAAUGGCGAUUUGCCGAAUGCAUCUUGGCAGUGCAAACACAGUCAAAGCUCGUCUGUCGCCGACACUCAAGGCU